CUGAGCAGCUUGUUCUGAUAAGUUUAAGGAGCUAUAAAUCCUUCUGGAAACCUAAAUCUAAGAUCCGGCUAAUGAGCUCAUAUCUCCCUCAUUAUGUCUGUUCUCAAUAACCCCAAAGUCAAGCUUUUCCUUCUGAUUGGGAUCCCAGGACUGGAACAUGCCCACAUUUGGUUCUCCAUCCCCAUUUGCCUCAUGUACCUGGUUGCCAUCAUGGGCAACUGCACCAUUCUCUUUAUCAUAAACACAGAGCCCUCACUUCAUGAGCCCAUGUAUUAUUUCCUUGCCUUGUUGGCUGUCUCUGACAUAGGCCUGUCCCUCUCCUCCCUUCCUACCAUGUUGAGGAUCUUCUUGUUCAAUGCCAUGGGAAUUUCACCUAAUGCCUGCUUUGCUCAAGAAUUCUUCAUUCAUGGAUUCACUGUCAUGGAAUCCUCAGUACUUCUAGUUAUGUCUUUGGACCGCUUUCUUGCCAUUCACAGUCCCUUAAGAUACAGUUCUAUCCUCACUAGCAACAGGGUUGCUAAGAUGGGACUUAUUUUAGCCAUUAGGAGCAUUCUCUUAGUGCUUCCAUUUCUCUUCACCCUAAUGAGAUUAAAAUAUUGUCAAAAGAAUCUUCUUUCUCACUCAUACUGUCUUCAUCAGGAUACCAUGAAGCUGGCCUGCUCUGACAACAAGACCAAUGUCAUCUAUGGCUUCUUCGUUGCUCUCUGUACUAUGCUGGACUUGGCACUGAUUGUUUUGUCUUAUAUGCUGAUCUUGAAGACUAUACUCAGCAUUGCAUCUUUGGCAGAGAGGCUUAAGGCCCUGAAUACCUGUGUCUCCCACAUCUGUGCUGUGCUCACCUUCUAUGUGCCCAUCAUCACCCUGGCUGCCAUGCAUCGCUUUGCCAAGCACAAAAGCCCUCUUGUUGUGAUCCUUAUUGCAGAUAUGUUCUUGUUGGUGCCACCCCUUAUGAACCCUAUUGUGUACGGUGUAAAGACUCGACAAAUCCGGGAGAAGAUCUUGGGGAAGUUGCUUAAUGUAUGUGGUGGGAGAUAGGAAAUUGAACAAUUAGGUAAUAAAUUAUCAACCAGUAGACAUUUACUGUCAUUUGCUAUGUGCUUAAUGCCAUAGAAGUCACUAAUGAAGGACUGGAUGAUGGAAGUGAAAAGCUAUGUAGUGCAGAAUUUAUAAUAAAGUUGAGAAUAUAACUGAACAGGAUAGAAAAAAAUAAUCAAGAGAUAUAUAAGAUAUAGAGGUUUAAUUAACAUUUUAAGGGAAGUUGAAGGAAAACACUUCUGUGAUGGAGCAGCUGGAUUUGAGUCAACCCAUAAAGAAUGAAUACAGUUUGGGCAGAUUGAGAUUAUCAUUCAAUUAGUAUCUAUUAAAAAUAUGGAUGAUAUACAAAGUCUAAUCUCAUACUAUCAAGGAAAGGUAAAAUAGCUAUGAAGGAUGCUGAUCUGAUUACAAUAGAAAGUGUAAUUUAACAGAUAGCAAAUGAUAUUUUAGAUAAAAUAAGUCGACCAGAUUUUGGAGCACCUAAAAAAAGCUUUGAAAAGUCUAAAUUCAGGAGGUGUUGGAAUGCCAAUUUCGUCUCUACAUGAUAAAUUUCAUUUUAAGACGAGCGUGCAUGUAAACAUGAGCAAGAUGGAUUGAAUUUGGGAGAGAUGAGGAAGGAAGAUUAACAGGAGAAAGCACAAUAAUCCUGCUGUGAAGUGAUGAUUCAGAAUAGGCAGGGAGAGAACAAGAUCAUUUAGCUGCUGUUGUUAUUUUUCUGUUAUAAAACCAACACGUAAUUUAUGGAAAAUCCCAAAUUUAACUAAGUGACUAAAAGAUAAUUUUAACUCCCCUACGAUUUUGCUGUUCAGUUUUUUUCUGUGAUUUAGUCUUUCCCUGCGCCUUAAAAAAAAAUCAGCCCCUCUAAUAUGUUCUUAAAAAUUGAUUCCUGCAGGACACGACAUUUAGUACCACAAUAUUUUUCACUAAAAUUUAUAUUUUAAACUUUUUUUCUCAUGUACAGAGGAAAUAUUUGAUGGAAAAAAUCAAAAGAUUGAGUAGACAAUUAAAAAUACAUUUUGAAGGGGGGCAAACAAGAUUGACAUGGCAAUCUCUCCAGGGUUCUAAGGUAAGAGUGCUGUGAACAGAAAAGCUUUUCAAAGGAACUGGGGACUUGAAUGAUGGGUUUGAAUUUUGUCUUGAGGAUUUGGCAUAGGUGACUGAAUA
Symphalangus syndactylus (siamang) is the source of this 2199-nucleotide messenger RNA. It is a transcript of the gene OR51A7, whose product is annotated as olfactory receptor family 51 subfamily A member 7. Lineage: Eukaryota; Metazoa; Chordata; Mammalia; Primates; Hylobatidae. Gene Ontology annotation, cellular component: plasma membrane. Gene Ontology annotation, molecular function: olfactory receptor activity; G protein-coupled receptor activity. The record is from RefSeq and is a predicted model, not a curated record. Gene Ontology annotation, biological process: G protein-coupled receptor signaling pathway.